This is a messenger RNA of Anoplophora glabripennis (Asian longhorned beetle), 1500 nucleotides long. RefSeq names its product alpha-tocopherol transfer protein-like. The record is from RefSeq and is a predicted model, not a curated record. Lineage: Eukaryota; Metazoa; Arthropoda; Insecta; Coleoptera; Cerambycidae. Gene Ontology annotation, cellular component: membrane. Bases 119 to 1039 code for a protein of 306 amino acids. The transcript is spliced from 6 exons. Gene Ontology annotation, molecular function: phosphatidylinositol bisphosphate binding.
AGCUUUCUCCGCAGGUUGUGUUGAGCGUUCUUUGACCGAAGAGUACCGGUCUACAUAUUGUGCUUUGUAAUUUGUUAACUGUGACUACCUUGGCUUACCUCGAAAAUUUACCGACAUCAUGACUCUUGUCCAGCCAGGUCCAGAAUUGCAGAUUACCAUCAGGAAAGAACUGAAUGAAGAUGUUAACACCAGAGAUAGCGACCUGCAGCAUAUCAAAGAAUGGCUACUUAAACAACCUCAUCUACCUGACACUUGGGAUGAACAUCGCACGAUGACCUUCUUGCGAGGCUGCAAAUUCUCUUUGGAGAAGUGUAAGAGGAAGUUGGAUAUGUACUUCACCAUGAGAGCGGCAGUGCCUGAAUUUUUCUCCAAUAGAGACAUCAACAGACCAGAGCUGCAACAGAUCCUUGAGCUGGGGACCAUACCACCAUUGCCAGGUCUAACCCCUGAAGGAAGACGAGUGGUCGUCCUUAGAGGGAAAGUCAAAGAGGUGGACACCCCAAACAUAGCCGAUAUCAUGAAGGUGGUCCUCAUGAUCGGCGACAUUCGUUUAGACGCUGAAGAGACGGGCGUCGCUGGAGACGUCUACAUACUGGACGCCAGUGUCGCCACUACCAACCACUUCGCAAAAAUCACCCCGGCUAUAGUCAAAAAGUUCUUGGUUUGCGUACAGGAAGCCUACCCAGUCAAACUGAAGGAAGUCCACGUGGUCAACGUUUCUCCUCUGGUCGACACCAUCAUCAACUGGGUGAAGCCCUUCAUCAAGGAGAAGAUCAGGAACCGUAUCCACGUACAUUCCGAUCUGGAGUCCUUGCACAAGUUCAUACCAAAAGAUAUCUUACCAGAAGAGUACGGUGGAACCGCCGGGAAGCUACAGGACUUCCAUGACCAGUGGAUAGAGAAACUAAAGGAAUACACCCCUUGGUUCAAGGAACAAGAAGAGAUAAAGGCGGAUGAGUCCAAACGUCCUGGAAAACCUACCAAUUAUGAAGACCUCUUCGGCCUCGACGGUAGUUUUAGGCAGCUGACCAUAGAUUAAGGGAUAAGCUAUCGAAUAAAUAGUUAAUUAAAUUGGUCUACUGUGCUCUGAAACGUUUGAAAUAACACAAUAAGACAACUAAUUUUUACCGAGGUAUGACUAAUUGUAUCUUUGUCUUUGUGCAUUUUUUUCUAUUUCAUUAUCUCCUGGGGUAGACCUCCGAUCUUAUAGUAUAUUUCUCUGUUUCUCUUCUAAGUAAAUAACAAAUAUUAUAUAAAAACAUUGAAAUCCUUCAAUUGGAAAGAAAUUUUGGCUGCGGUUAUAUUAUCACCAUCCAAAGAUUGUACCUAUAUGUUUCAUAUUUGAGAAUAGUUGCUCAAAAAUACCUAGGAAUUAGGAUUAAUUUUUAGUUCACCAUCCUUCAUCUUACAUUUUUUAUAUGAGAUAUAUAAUAAGCGUAAUAUUGUUAGUUCAUGUUUCUCAUCAACUCAUUUUCAUGAUUAAAUGCUGUUCUUUGUUAA